This is a messenger RNA of Aspergillus caelatus, 1528 nucleotides long. RefSeq lists its product as uncharacterized. The coding region runs from base 22 to 1302 and encodes 426 amino acids. The transcript has a single exon. The record is from RefSeq and is a predicted model, not a curated record. Lineage: Eukaryota; Fungi; Ascomycota; Eurotiomycetes; Eurotiales; Aspergillaceae.
AAGGAGGAGCUUCGACGGAAAAUGGAAGAGUUCAAGCGGAAGAGGGAGGCUGAGAAGCAAGAAAAACAAAGACAGCAGGAGCGCGAGGCGAUGGAGAAAGAAAUGCGUGAGCGGAGGGAGCAGUUCGAGAAAGAGAUGGCCGCUGCCAGAGAAGCAGCGGCAAAGGAGGCACGGGAGCGCGCCGAGAAGGAAGCAGCCGAAGCUCGGGCAAAGGCCGAACGCGAUGCUGCGGAGGCCCGAGCAAAGGCUGAAAGGGAGGCCGCUGAAGCAAAAGCUAAGGCGGAGAAAGAAGCUGCCGAGAAGGAAGCGGCUGCAAAAGCGGCUGCAAAGAAGGAGGCGGAUGCCAAGUUUGCAGCCCUCAAGGAGGCGGCAGCAAAAAAGUAUGCCGAGAAGAAGGCCAAAGAUGCCCAAGAGGCAGCGGCCAAGGAGGCAGCAGCAGCGAAAGACGCCGCGGCGAAGGCUGCCAAGGAGAAAUCAGGGAGCGCAUCAGUCCCUCCCCGAAGUCCAUCACCGAAGAAGCCUCCUCCAUCUGGAGCACGAACUACAAUGUCUGCCGAGCAAGACGAUGCAUAUUCCUUUCGACCGUACGACAGACCUCGACGGCCAUAUGGGGGCACAUCAAGCUCGUCAGCAUACUCUGAAUCAUCCUACGCUCCUUCACAAUCGACAGCUCGAACAUCACCUCCACCGUCAAAUAGGGGACGGUAUGAAACUAAAGAUCCUGAUAAGAUUGUUAUCAAGGGUGUUUUUCAGUUCAACAAUGCAUUUGUUAAAAGCCCAGCGGCUCAGCUGGUCUCUGGACAGGGAAUGGUAACGGACGGACUAGUUCUGCGCAUCACUACCGAAGGUCUGUUCAUUGAUGACGAUAUCCGGGGAGUGGGUCAGCGAGAAUGGGACGUCAAGGCGUGGACGAUGAAGUUGGUCGAGGUGUGGUGCCCGCAAUAUGCCUCCCAGAAGCAUAAUCCUCCGAAGCAGAGUUCGUUCUUUGGUCGACGGGACGAAGGGCCUUCAUCGGCGGAGUCUGAUGCAUACCUGCUCAAUCUACUGAAAGUGUGCAAGAAUACCUGUCGCCUUGCGUCGCCAGGGUCUCAGUCCGAGGUACAGAGACUCCAUGUGUUGCGAGCCAGCGUUCGUGACCAGGAGGGUCGAAAAUAUCUUUUCGUCUUGGAAGAGACAGAAGGCUGGAAGGUGGGCAUCGGGCUGCAGCGGCUUCGAAAGGGGGCGCUAGUACGAUCUCUGGGAGUGACGAACAUGUCGGUCAAUGAGGGCCGCUCGAUACUCGGGAACCUUGGAUACAUUUGAUUAGCUUAAGUGUUUUCCAACGGUCCAACUUAAGUGCCUACACGGUAUAUAUCAUUCACCUCACCGCUCAUAGCGAGAUGUUGUUUCAAGAUCCAGCCUUGCAUAGUGUCAUUUUGGCUAGACCUUCAUUUGUACAGAGAUUCCCCCUGUUGUUGAUUGCUUAUGAUGUUGACGAUUUAUUGUGGUUCACGUAUUUCUAGUUGUACAUAAUGCAGUACAGACGUUC